AUGCAAACCAAUUCUUACUCCAAAAUGGGUAAAGCUUCAAUAACUCAUGUGAUUCUGACAUUUCUUAUCUCCGGGGUUGCCUUUAUUCCUCUUGGAGUGAUUUGCCUAUUUGCUUCUCAGGGUGUCAUCGAAAUUGUUGAUCGAUAUGACACAGACUGUAUUCCAUUAUCAGCUAGAGACAACAAAGUCAGAUACAUUCAGAGCUUAGAAGAUAAGAGGUGCAACAGAACAAUAACGGUGACAAAAACUAUGAAGAAUCCUGUCUAUGUAUAUUACCAGCUUGAGAACUAUUACCAAAACCAUCGACGAUAUGUGAAAAGUCGACAGGAUGGACAAUUGAGAAGUCCAAAAGAUGAACGGGAUGUGAAAUCAUGUGCGCCCGAGGAUAAUGUACGUGGCGAACCUAUUGUUCCUUGUGGUCUUGUUGCUUGGAGUUUGUUCAAUGAUACUUAUGACUUCACAAGAAACAAACAAAAACUCUCCGUGAAUAAGAAAGGCAUCUCAUGGAAGAGUGAUAGCGAAUCCAAGUUUGGUAAAAACGUCUUCCCGAAAAAUUUCCAGAUGAGGGCUCCCAUCGGCGGUAAAAGUCUUGAUCCAGAUGUUCCCUUGAGUGAGCAAGAAGGCCUAAUAGUGUGGAUGCGAACCGCGGCUCUACCAACAUUUAGAAAGCUGUAUGGUAAAAUAGAAACUGAUCUUGAAGUUGGAGAUACUAUAGAGGUCUUGUUGCAAAACAAUUACAACACUUAUAGUUUCAAUGGAAAGAAGAAGCUUGUGCUAUCUACCACUAGCUGGCUCGGUGGGAGGAAUGAUUUCCUCGGGAUUGCGUAUUUGACUGUUGGUAGCAUAUGCUUAUUCUUGGCUGUUUUCUUCUCCGUCUUGUAUCUAGUAAAACCAAGGCGACUGGGAGAUCCAUCGUACUUGUCAUGGAACAGAAGUGCCGGAGGUGGACGAUGA
Molecule: messenger RNA, 954 nt
Organism: Arabis nemorensis
Lineage: Eukaryota; Viridiplantae; Streptophyta; Magnoliopsida; Brassicales; Brassicaceae
Source: the annotation of a GenBank genome assembly